UCCACAAGAUGUACAGGAUUGCAACACUCCUGACUCCUAAAAUGAGAAUGCUACGGAUGCUGCCCCCAGAUGAAAAAGACGACGUGGUUAAAGGUGCAAAGGAAAUUAUUCAGAAGAUGCAGUUUCAUCUGGGCCCAGCCAUAGUAGAGGAUGAGCCACCACCAGCCAAAAAGCAAAAAACAGACAGAUUUGCAGACUGGGAAGGCGAUGCGUCCGUUGCUUCAGUCACAGUGCCAAAGCCGAUCGAUGAUGAGAUGGCUGAAUAUCUCAGCUCCCGUCUCUCUGAUAACCCAGACCCAGACAACGUGCUUCAAUGGUGGAAGUUCAACAAAGAGCGCUUCCCAGCGCUCUCAAAGCUGGCUCGUUUCAUCUUUAGUAUCCCUGCAUCCAGUGCGCCUUCAGAGCGGGCCUUUAGUGUCUGUGGGCGCAUCCUGGAAGAGAGACGCACGCGCUUGGGACCGCAGUCGAUAAGCAACAUUCUCUUCCUCCACAGCAAUAUUGCAAAGUGAUUCAUUUGUUAAAUUUAUUCAUUAACGUUGUUUAUUUUAAGUUAUUUAUUAGUGUUGUUUUUUGAGCACAGCCUCUCGUUGUCAUUUGUUAAUUAGGUCAAGAGGCGUGAUGAUGCCAGUGUUAUUGAACAGGCAGCCUAAGUUUGAAUGUUUUUAUUCUUAUUUGUAUUUUUUCAAAAAGAAUACCUGCUGUGACAUCU
Molecule: messenger RNA, 709 nt
Organism: Pimephales promelas (fathead minnow)
Lineage: Eukaryota; Metazoa; Chordata; Actinopteri; Cypriniformes; Leuciscidae
Source: RefSeq, a predicted model, not a curated record